Messenger RNA from Cuscuta campestris, 634 nucleotides. The record is from the annotation of a GenBank genome assembly. Lineage: Eukaryota; Viridiplantae; Streptophyta; Magnoliopsida; Solanales; Convolvulaceae.
AUAGGUGGCUAAUUUUCCUCCAGUUUCAUCCGCUCUUUUCAUCCUCUUUUUAAUGCUCCCCUCCCUACCUUUCCUUUCUUCCCUAUCAGACUACACUGUAAGUGCACCAAUUGGACGGAAUAAUGACAGCUAUGACCCUGAUGCAAAGUUCUUCACUUGUGAAUCACCUCUUCUCUGAAUCUUCCCCUUGCAGUCCAAUCUUGAAAUAUAACCCUCCCCGCUUUUCCACUUCCAUCGAUUCGCUUUCUACUGAUAGAAUCAAACUCAAAUUGGGUUCGCAUGGCAACUUUAGGGUUUCGACCAAGUCUGCACUCUCUUCUUCUUCUUCAUCACGAGGGGACUACAAAAGGAACACAGACCAGAUGGUUCCUCCCUACAACGUUCUGAUCACCGGCGGUUCCAAAGGAAUUGGAUAUGCACUUGCCAAGGAAUUUUUGAAGGCGGGUGAUAAUGUUCUUAUAUGCUCUAGAUCAGGCAAGAAUUAUAUGAAAUGAUGCAUUAAUGCUUCAAAGUCUGGAGUGUUCUACACUUACAUUUACUUGAUCUUGUACCAGAAUGAUUUUUCGUGAGUUGAAAGAGUGGACACUGCACUUGAAAAAUUAAGGGAAGAAACAGGGAAGCAACAUGUGUGGGU